CCACCUCAUUACUUAGUGCUGAUGUGCUAGAUGUCCAAGGGUGAAAGCAUAUCAAAAUAUCACAUGACAACCCCUCCAUUCCUCUCUGGUAAUCAACGAAUAGGAAAACCCGAGUGAGAGGGCGAGAAAACCCAUUCGUAUCGCUUUAGACACUCUGACGACCUGAAAAAAAAAAAAAAACCUCGCGUUUAUAAAGAGCUUUGACGGUUAGUCUUGCUCGAGACGCGAGUGCAUCCUCGAUGUGUCACUCUCAUUUUGCCAAUAAAUUUUACUCCAAACAAAAGCUUUUAUCCGAUCAGCAAGAUUAUUUAAAAUUACCCCCCAAAUGAAUCGAGGCCGACGAAAAAAUCCACCCGGCAAUCCAUUUCUCCAUAAAUAUUGUCAAUAAAUUUUUUUACCAGUAAUUCAGUGAUUACGAUAAUUGUGAUAUUAAAUCGUCAAGUAUUUAGUGAAAUUGACAAUGUCUGAGAAAAAUGGAGAGAAUCGAAGUUCAGAGGAGAGAGCCACCCUGAUGGACCACAAAUUACUGCCAAAGAUUCAGCCGAGUAUAAAUACUCCUUUGGAUGCUGAGAAUGGAAAAAAUCAUCAACAACAAUUUGGCAGUUCAUUGCGACAAGUGUCUGCUGCUUUUGUUGCACAAUUGGGAACUGUCAAUACAGGAAUGACAUUCGGAUUUUCAGCGAUAGCACUUCCACAGCUGAAUGCAACAGCCGAAGCUAUCGUCGAUAGUUCUGUUGUGCUGAACGAUACCCAGGGCAAUUAUUUCAAUUGCAGUAUUAUCAACGAGACUUUGUACAAUUGCAGCACGUACUCCAGUUCAAUUAGAAUUGAUGAGUCACAGGGGUCUUGGAUCGCCAGUAUGUCAUCAAUUGGAACGCCAAUCGGUUGUCUGUUAACUGGUUACUUAAUGGACCUCUUGGGUCGCAAAAGAUCCCUGAUCAUCACCGAGGUGCCAGCAUUUUUGGGUUGGCUCCUGAUAGCUUUUGCGACAAACGUGGAGGCGAUCUACGCCGGUCGCUUCUUCGUGGGUCUCGGUUCAGGAAUGGUGGGAGCCCCAGCACGUGUCUACACAUCAGAAGUGACACAGCCCCACCUGCGAGGAAUGCUGAUAGCCCUGGCAUCAGUGGGUGUCUCCACAGGUGUCCUGAUAGAGUACGCCCUGGGGAGUAUUCUCCACUGGAAGGUGGUAGCAGGGAUCAGCUCCUUGAUUCCCCUUGCAGCCCUCAUCCUGAUGUUCGCUUUUCCGGAGACCCCGUCGUACCUCAUCUCCAGGAGCAAGCCAGAGGAGGCAAGACGAGCCCUUCGGCAAUUUCGAGGCAGCAAGUAUGAUCUGGACAGGGAGAUGGAGACCCUCGUUAACUUCUCGAAGAAGAACAAUCUGAAGAGGUUGACGGGCUUCAGGGAGAUAUUCCAAGCGCUGACAAAACCCAAUGCUCUCAAACCUUUUGCUAUUCUCGUUAUUUACUUCUUGAUUUAUCAGUGGAGUGGUACGAAUGCUGUGACAUUUUAUGCUGUUGAGAUAUUCAAAGCCUCGGGGACGAGCAUCAAUGGAUAUCUGGCGACUGUAAUCUUGGGGGUGGCCAGGUUGUUGUCCACGGUUGCCGCUUGUAUUCUCUGCAGAAGGUGUGGCAGGAGGCCGUUGACACUGAUAUCAUCGGUGGGAUGUGGACUUUCUAUGCUCGGGAUGGGGGGAUACGAGUGGCUCAGGGAGUACUGGGUUCAUAACGAUGUAACACCCACUUGGACCUGGAUUCCAGUCUUCUGUAUGUUCUCCUAUACAGUCGCCUGCACCCUCGGAUUUCUCGUAGUUCCCUGGGUCAUGAUCGGUGAAGUAUAUCCUGUUCAGGUCAGGGGAAUCAUCGGGGGCAUCACCACUAUGACUGCUCACUCCUUCAUCUUCAUGGUCGUAUACUCAUUCAGAGUUCUCAAGGACUCUCUCACUGAACAUGGGACUUAUCUACUUUUUGGAUCCAUCUCCUUCUUCGGCUCCAUUUAUUUUUAUGUCUGUCUACCUGAGACGAAGAAUAAGAGUCUUCAGGAGAUUGAGGAUUACUUCUCGGGGAGGCCAUCAACUGUCAAGACUGGAAAGAUAUUCUGGAGAAGACAGAAGGUCGCACCUGUGGAGAAGAAUUGAAGAGCUUCGGAGAAAUAUUUCGGCUUUUUUUGGAUGUAUCUCCGGUUUUAUGAGGGAUAGCGAAAUUUUUGAUAAUACCUUUUUUGUACAGAUUAUCUUUCUCUGCAAAAAACGUUCUGAGAAGAUUUUUGGUAUCUCUCUUGGAUUCCGAGAUAUACGAUAGAACUCACGUGGGCAAUGAGUCGACUCUUGAAAUUUUAGUCUUAAUGAUGUUACGACGGGUUUUAUUCCUGGAUAUGAGAUUUCGUGGAUACUUUGUUUGUGGGAGUUCUUGAAGAAUAAUUGGGAGAGUGAUGUAGGAAAUGAGUGCGUCGAGUUUUUUCGAAUGUGGUACGUAAAUGAACUGAUAAAAAUGAUAAAAUUUGAGGAAAUCCAGUUCAUUUUUCAUAACUAUCAAUUUAUCUCCAAAACUAUCAGU
Fopius arisanus is the source of this 2552-nucleotide messenger RNA. RefSeq names its product facilitated trehalose transporter Tret1-like. The transcript has 3 exons. Gene Ontology annotation, cellular component: membrane. NCBI's taxonomy places the organism in Eukaryota, Metazoa, Arthropoda, Insecta, Hymenoptera, Braconidae. The coding region runs from base 461 to 2134 and encodes 557 amino acids. The record is from RefSeq and is a predicted model, not a curated record. Gene Ontology annotation, biological process: carbohydrate transport; transmembrane transport. Gene Ontology annotation, molecular function: sugar transmembrane transporter activity.